GAUUUUCGAAUUAUUAGCGAACACAUAUCGAACGAAGCGAAUUCGAUUUUUUGUAUUACUGUUGGAUCCGGAUUCGAAUACGAGUAGGAAUAGCACCAUAUAAACCGAACUCGAAUCCAGGUCGGCAUGCGAUCCACUGCUAUAUUACAAAAAUAGCAGCCCCCAAAUCCCUGAAGAAGCCCACAGCUCCAAAAAGCCCUAGAGCCCCUUUUUACCUUUCUCUCGAUCAUCCAAUCUCUAUUGCAAAUCCUCCACCCGCCAAAUCUCUUUCCGAUCAUCCACAGUUGAUCAGAAACGUGAUCUCGUUGGAGAAUAAUCAAACCCUAACCCUAGCUAUUGGCUGGUCAAAUUGGAGGCUGCUCUUUGAUUCAAAGGUACCGUUCCAGCGAUGGCCGCACUCAAAGAUCUCCUCCCUGCGCCCAAAUCCACUUCCUCCUCUUUCUAUGAUCACACGAGAGACACAUGGUUCAAAGAGCGCUACUCUUCAUCUUCCUCCGACUCCUCUAAAACCCCAGCAUUCAAACCCAAUCCGGUCCCACCUUAUGGCAAGCGGUCGGGCUUCAUUCCAAGAAAGGUCGAAGACUACGGCGAUGGUGGUGCCUUCCCAGAAAUCCAUGUUGCCCAAUACCCUCUUGAUAUGGGCCGCAAGGACCAAAAACCGGGGUCUAAGAUAUUACCUUUGACAGUGGAUUCCCAAGGGAAGGUAGCCUUUGAUGCAAUUGUCAAGCUAAAUGAGAAUGCAUCAAAGAUUGUUUACUCUCAGCACAAGGAUUUGGUCCCUAAAGUAGUCUCUGAAGAAGAGCAACAAUCCGAGGAGUUGCAGAAGGAGAUUGAGGAAUCAACCCAGAGGACAAAGGAAGCUUUGGAAAAGAUUGUUAAUGUUAAGCUGAGUGCAGCUCAGCCCAAAAAUGUGCCGACCCAGUCGUCAGAGUCUAAGUUUAUUAAAUACAAGCCGUCACAACAAUCUGCAGCAUUUAAUUCGGGUGCACAGGAGAGGAUUAUUCGUAUGGUUGAAAUGCCCGUGGACCCUUUAGAGCCACCUAAGUUCAAGCAUAAGAGAGUUCCAAAGGCAUCAGGGUCGCCUCCUGUGCCUGUUAUGCAUUCACCACCGAGGCCUGUAACCGUGAAAGAUCAGCAAGACUGGAAGAUCCCUCCGUGUAUUUCUAAUUGGAAGAAUCCAAAGGGUUACACAAUUCCUCUUGAUAAGAGACUUGCCGCUGAUGGGCGAGGGCUUCAGGAGGUGCAGAUCAAUGAUAACUUUGCGAAGUUAUCAGAAGCUCUGUAUGUUGCGGAGCAGAAGGCUAGGGAGGCUGUCGCUAUGAGAUCAAAGGUUCAAAGGGAGUUGAUGCUGAAAGAGAAGGACAGGAAGGAACAGGAGCUUCGUGCCUUGGCUCAGAAAGCGAGGUCUGAGAGGACUGGAAUUGCACCAGCUCCUUCUGCUCCAGUCGCUGAUAAGAAUAUGAUAGAUGAUGAUAUGCCCGCUGAUCGUCCAGAGCCUAGGAGGGAGACAAGGGAGGAGAGAGAGCAGAGAAUGGAGCGUGAUAAGCUUCGUGAGGAGAGGAGGAGGGAGAGGGAGAGGGAGAGGAGGUUGGAAGCAAGAGAUGCUGCUAUGGGAAAGAAGAGCAAGCUUACAAGGGACAGAGACCGAGAUGUUAGUGAGAAGGUUGCUCUUGGGAUGGCUAGCACUGGAGCAGGGCGAACCGGGGAGGUUAUGUAUGAUCAAAGGCUCUUCAACCAGGAGAAGGGAAUGGAGUCUGGAUUUGCUGCUGAUGAUCAAUACAACGUUUACGACAAGGGGCUGUUCACUGCCCAGCCUACUUUAUCUACUCUGUAUAGGCCUAAGAAAGAUGCUGAUUCUGAUAUGUAUGGAGGUGCUGAUGAACAACUGGAAAAGGUCAUGAAGACUGAGAGGUUCAAGCCUGAUAAGGGAUUCACGGGGGCUUCAGAUAGGCCCUCUGGCAGUAAGAGAGAGAGGCCGGUUGAGUUUGAUAAGCAGGAGGAGAAUGAUCCAUUCGGUUUAGAGCAGUUCUUGACAGAGGUGAAGAGAGGAAAGAAGGCUAUGGAUAAGAUUGGUGGUGGAGGAACCAUGAAAGCUAGCGGAGGGUCUUCAAGAGAUGACUAUGAAGGAGGUGGCUCGGGAAGGACCAGAAUUGCCUUUGAUAAAGGGCGUUAGAGGAUGGACCAAGGAAGGACUCCUAGUUUAUCACCUGGAUUUUAUUUUAAAACUGCUGUGGCAAAGGUCAGCUUCUAAUUAUAUGUUCGUUCCAGUGUUGAAUGUUUCUUCAAGGUGCUUUUAUUUGCUAUCUUAUUAGAGACACGCUGUUUGUAAAGUAACUUUUUCGAUGUUUGCAUUUGGAUGUGUUGGAUUAUUAUGUGUUGGUAUAAUCAUGACUCUGCUUUUUUGGUAGCUUCUUUAGUGAUUCUUUUGA
Messenger RNA from Asparagus officinalis (garden asparagus), 2429 nucleotides. RefSeq names its product SNW/SKI-interacting protein. Gene Ontology annotation, biological process: mRNA splicing, via spliceosome. The record is from RefSeq and is a predicted model, not a curated record. The transcript is spliced from 2 exons. Bases 389 to 2173 code for a protein of 594 amino acids. Lineage: Eukaryota; Viridiplantae; Streptophyta; Magnoliopsida; Asparagales; Asparagaceae. Gene Ontology annotation, cellular component: spliceosomal complex.